UUGGGAUCGAAGGGCCGAAUCCUUCACGUGAAAGGAGGAUUCACCUUCAAGCAAAUCUGUCAGUUUGUACAGUGUUUGCCUCUAAUUUAUGCAGGGAAGUCAAUGAAUUUGCUGAAUAUAUCAUAAAGGACGAUCCAAUAAAAAAUAUCAUAAAGGACGAUCAAUCAUUCUGUCGUUACAAAUCACCGACGCCCGGCACCUCAUCUCGCAUCAUAUACAGCUGUUCCCACCAAAGUGGGACGGCAAUUCACAGCCCUCUUAAAAAAAGCUGCCUUCUAGAGUUGCGAGAAACUCUCCUCUUAAAAAAAUAUAAAAUCGCAAGGAACCCGUCGCAACACACCCACCACAUACUGACGUCCGUUCCUCUAAGAACCGAAUUUUCUAAAGAGUACAAGGGCCGGUCUGAGACGGGAAAAUACAAAUUAUUUUGCUAUCUCGGGACAUCCUCUCCCCUCCUAAUUGGCUUUCGUUCUUUAUGCUACCUUUAUGGUUCUAACUUCUAACCACUCCUUUUUGGUACACCAAACCUUCCUGGCGAACCAUCAGCCAUUUCUUCCCAUCUCCUUUUCUUUUGGUACCCUUGGAGCAGAUUACAUUCAAACGGUCCACCUAACCUUGCUCUCUACUCCCUAUAUUUCGUCCGGCCUGGUUUCAUCCCUUCAUCCCUGCCACCCUGCCCGAUGGAUCCUGACACCGAAAUCCAAUUCGAAUUCUUACCCCUUAUUCGCCAGUACAAGAGCGGCCGCAUCGAGCGUUUCUACCUCCCUCGCAAAGCCCCCGCUGCGAUCGACCCCGAAACCGGCGUAACCUCCAAAGACGUCGUCAUCGACCAGGAAACCGGCGUCUCCGUCCGCCUCUUCCUCCCCAAGCUCGGCGACACCGCUCCGAAGAAGCUCCCGAUCUACGUCUACUUCCACGGUGGAGGCUUUGUCAUCGGAUCCGCCUUCGAUCACCUCACCCACGACUACCUCACUCCCCUGGUGGCCAGAGCCAACGUCAUCGCGGUCUCGGUGGACUACCGCCUGGCCCCCGAGCACCCGCUGCCUAUAGCCUACGAGGACUCCUGGGCGGCGCUCAAGUGGGUGGCGUCCCACGCUGCGGGCGGCGGCACUGAGGCGUGGCUGGCCGAGCAAGGAGAUUUUGGACGCAUUUUCUUGGACGGCUGCAGCGCGGGGGGAAACAUAGCCCAUCACAUGGCGCUGCGCGCUGGCACAGCGGAGCUCGGACCUGGGGUGAGGAUACGAGGGAUGGUAUUGAUCCAUCCCUAUUUCGCGGGAAGAGACCCGUUUCCUUCGGAGUUGGCGGACAUGGGGUUGAAGGAGAAGAUGGAUGGGUUGUGGGUGUUGGCUUGUCCCGGGACGGUUGGGAUGGACGACCCGCUGGUGAACCCACUGGCGGAGGCGGCGCCGAGCUUGAAGGGCUUGGGGUGCGAGAAGGUGCUGGUGUGUGUGGCGGAGAAGGAUGUCUUGAGGGAGAGGGGGAGGGCGUAUUACGAAGGGUUGAAGAGGAGUGGAUGGGGAGGGGUGGUGGAGUGGCUGGAGUCGGAAGGGGUGGGGCACGCGUUCCAUGUUCAGAACGACUGCGAGCAAGCUUUGGAGCUGAUGGAACGUACGGUGAAAUUCAUCAGUGGCAACUGAAGGCUUUCUGGCUGCUGGAAAAAGGGCCGGUGAUGGGAAUGGAGAAAGGGAUGAUAAUUAAAUUGAUGGGAAUUGGUAGAUGGUUAAAUAUCUUCCAGCAUCCAAAGGAAAGCUCUUAAUUUCUAUGCUGCUUCUGGUAAUGGUGAAAUGAUUCCCAUAACAGAGAGCGCCCAUUGUUAGAUGGGAAAAUAAGAAUGAAUGGAAAAUGUUGUCGAUCUCUUCUCUUCUCUUCGGGUCAGUUAGUUGAACUCAGUUUCCUAUUUUUAUGUUUGCCGGCAGGCUGUGUUCUGUAUUUUGUCUUCUUGUUUCUAAUUGCUCUUCUGGUAGUCUGGUUCCGUUGGUGGUUGAAUAAAAAAAUGUGAAUGAACUUUUAUACUAAUGACAUUUUUAUUUUAUAAAAAAAAAUCAUUCUA
Messenger RNA from Phoenix dactylifera (date palm), 2050 nucleotides. NCBI's taxonomy places the organism in Eukaryota, Viridiplantae, Streptophyta, Magnoliopsida, Arecales, Arecaceae. The record is from RefSeq and is a predicted model, not a curated record.